AUGGAGAGCCCGAAAUCCAGAAGCGGGGAGGGCGUACCCUGCGAUUUCUGCACUGAUCAGCCGGCGGUUCUCUACUGUAAGGCCGACUCCGCCAAGCUCUGCUUAUUCUGCGACCAGCACGUGCACUCCGCCAACUUGCUCUCCCGGAAGCACGUGCGCUCUCAGAUCUGUGAUAAUUGCGCGUCCGAGCCCGUCUCCGUCCGCUGCUCCACCGACAACCUCGUUCUCUGCCACGAGUGCGAUUGGGACGCCCACGGUAGCUGCUCUGUCUCCGCCGCACACGAUCGCACCCCUCUCGAUGGCUUCUCCGGCUGCCCCUCCGCGCUCCAGCUCGCCUCCCUGCUGGGCCUCGAUCUCCACGACAAGAACCUUCCGGGUCGACCCGACCCGCAGCUCCAGAACUGGGAUAUGGGUAUGCCCUCCCUGGAUUCUUCUUGGAGUGGGAUGGGCCUGCAGGACUUGAUGGUGCCCAACCACAACCAGAACGGCGUCGUUUACCCGAAUGAUGAGCUGAUGGUGAAGAGACAGAGUGGCGGGGGCAUUAGCGGGAAGCAGAAGCAAGGGAUACAGAAGCAGCUGGUGGAGUUGCUUAAGAGAGACUUGGACGGUGGCGGUGGCGGUGGCGGUGGAGGUGGUGGUGGCGGUGGCGGUGGCGAUGGCGGUGGUUGUGGUGAUGGUGGAGAGAAUUUGGUGGUGCCGCGGACGCCGACAAGCAGUGGUUGGCAGGAGGACAAUGGAAAUGGGAACGUGGAAGGUCUUGAACCGCUUGAUCUGGGGAAUAGGAAUGGAGGUGUUGAUGGGGUUGUAGCUUCUGCUGCCAAUUCGCAGCCAUUGUUGCAGCGACAAGCGCCCUUUACGUCUCUGCUUAUGAUGCCUGAAGAGAACCGUGGCAUUGUCGACGGUGACAUGUUGUGGAAUAGCAACCCCCAUGGUCAGAGCAGUCAGAUAUGGGAUUUCCAUUUAGGACGGUCGAGGGAUCAUGAAGAAUCAGGUCCAUUGGAAGUCACAUAUGGUUCAAACGAUUCAGGAUUUAUGAUUAAGAAUUUUGGUGAACUUAUGAAAGAAACAUCUUUGACUGAUACAAAAAUGUUCAGAGAUAUGUACCAGAUGAACUGCCCUGUUGGACAUGAUGAUAUAAAAUUCAAUAACAACUCCAAUAACCCCGCACCCAGUCAGGGGCCAGCAACAUCUGAGAGCAACAACAUCCCUGUUGGGCGGCCGUCAUUGGGGUCAGCUUUUGGUGAAGACAAAGGCUCUGGUGCUUCUACAGAUCUCAAUUUUAUGGAACAAUCUUUUCUGAUGAGAGGUGACAGUCUGAGAACGGUAGGCACAAAGGCUGACAUGGAGCUACUUGCACAAAACAGAGGCAACGCUAUGCUACGUUACAAAGAGAAGAAGAAAACCCGAAGAUAUGAUAAGCACAUAAGAUAUGAGUCAAGGAAAGCAAGAGCUGAUACUAGGAAGCGAGUCAAGGGUCGAUUUGUGAAGGCUACUGAGGGUCCUGAUGGUUAG
Messenger RNA from Prunus armeniaca (apricot), 1512 nucleotides. Lineage: Eukaryota; Viridiplantae; Streptophyta; Magnoliopsida; Rosales; Rosaceae. The record is from the annotation of a GenBank genome assembly.